This is a messenger RNA of Baudoinia panamericana UAMH 10762, 1638 nucleotides long. RefSeq lists its product as uncharacterized. The record is from RefSeq and is a predicted model, not a curated record. The transcript has 2 exons. Gene Ontology annotation, molecular function: translation initiation factor activity. Bases 1 to 1638 code for a protein of 545 amino acids. Gene Ontology annotation, biological process: cytoplasmic translational initiation. NCBI's taxonomy places the organism in Eukaryota, Fungi, Ascomycota, Dothideomycetes, Mycosphaerellales, Teratosphaeriaceae. Gene Ontology annotation, cellular component: eukaryotic translation initiation factor 3 complex; cytoplasm.
AUGGUGGGAAGAAGGCGGAGGAGAAGGAGAAGGAGAAGGCGGUGGCACCAGCUACUACCGCCAGCACUGCGACCAGUAGUGCUACCACUACUUCCGCCGCCGCCGCUGCCACGAGUGAAAAGCCAGCCGAGCACGUGGGCACUGGUGCACCCACCGGCGACAGCACGCACGUCUCAGGCAUCGCCAGCAACCCCGCCGCUGCAGCCGAAGGAUCCCCAUCCUCCUUCCAACGCCACGCAGGCAGCGCCGGUGACGUCGAAGACAACGACGACACUCAUCGCCGGGAUGCCGGGUCUCCCGCGCCUCUCGCUCGUCGAGGGGGCGUUCGAAGAGCUUGCCCAAGAACUCGCGACAUACAUCGACUCCAUCCGCGGCGAAGGCUCCAACCUCGCCUCCGACAUCCUGCCCAACCUCGGCGACGCAGAGAAGCCGGCUGAGGAGCGGGCAGCAGAUACGGACAAGGAAGCGGUGCUAAAGAAGCUCGUCGCUGCCUCGUCCGCACUCAACAGCGCACCAGAGCGGGAACUGCAGGCGGCGUACAACCUUCUGAUCCACCUCAUACAUCAAGCACCGAAGCCUCAAAUCUUCCUGCCGCGCGUAUGUCACUUCCUCACCAGCCCUAUCAGCUCGGCGAGCAGUCCGCAGACGGGCAACGGCAUCGCCCUCGGCAUACUGGGAACGCUGUUCAACACCAUCCAGCCGGAGGAUGUGAGCCGCUACCACGUCCUGCUCGCAAUCGUGACGGUGGUGGGCAGGAGCGGCACAUACAUCAACCUCCGCCCGCAACUCGCAGACGUCGACGAGUGGGUGAAGCAGUGGGAGGCUACUAGUGAAGACUUUGACAGCGAAGACGCGCAGAAAUUAUACCUCGAAAUCUCCAAAGCGGCAGCGGCCAGUAACAGCCCCGAUGCUGCUGAAGAGAGCUACCUGUACCUCCUCAAAGCACUACGAACAGCUCAAGACGAGCCCUCAUCCUCCGAAGCCCGCGAGCUAAGCAUACGAGCGCUCAAGACCGCGUUGGAGAAUGAGAAGCAUUUCGACUUCCAGGACCUCACCUCACUCGACAGUGUCCAAGCCCUGCGCAAAUCCGACGAGACUUGGUCCGACCUCCUCGAACUCUUUGUCGACCAAUCUUUCGACGACUUCAUGGACUUCAAGGAGUCCAACCCUUCCUUUCUCUCCGAGCAGAAGCUGUCAGAAGACGUGCUGGACCGCAAGAUGCGCCUCCUCACACUCUGUACCCUCGCCGCGCAAGCCUCGGAGACACGCACAUUACCCUAUGCCACCAUCUCCCGUCAAUUGCAGAUUCCGGCCGAAGAGACGGAGAGUUGGGUCAUCGACUGUAUCCGUUCCGGACUUGUCGAGGGCAAGCUUAGUCAGCAGCGCCAGGAGUUCCUCAUUCAUCGCGCUACGCAGAGGGUGUUCGGCGAGAAGCAGUGGAGGGAGGUGGCGAGUCGGUUGGAGACGUGGCGGAGCAGUCUGGUGAACGUGUUAGCCGUGAUCAGGCAGCAGAAGCAGGAGUACAUCACUGAGAAGGAGGCGGAGAUGGCGGGUCCGGAAGUCAGGAGCGGGCAGGGAUACAGGCCGGACCGGCGGCAGAGGAAUCAGGGUGGGAUGAUGGCGUUGGAGGUGGAGUAG